GCGCGGCGGCGCAGGAGCCGCGGAGCCGGCACCGAGAGCGGCUGCGGCUGGAGCCGGCGGUCGAGACAAAGGCGACGGGCCAGUUGCGAGUUUGUGGACGUUUGACUGAAACCUGGAACCCAUAUGAGAAGAAACGUUCAAGGAACAACUUCUGUUGACAGUGAGUCUGCAGUCAUCUAUAUGCAUAAUAUGGAAUGUUCUCAACCCAGAGAUAGCUAAAUGGGUGACUCCGUUGACAAGCAGUGAUUACCUGUUAGAGCCCUGAGUCAAGACAACAAUUUUUAUACCUUCCUGGUGGUUGAGAAACGAGUCUCUGUGGAACGAGAAGCAAAGAAAGGAAAACAGAUUGACUUUCUUCAUUAAAUUGACUGUAUAAGAUACUUGACUUCCAGGAACAAAAAAACAGAGAAUCUUUUUUUGGCAUCAUUGGACAUUCAGCAUAUCGAGGAGCUUGCUUUCUGAAGCUUCCUGAGCCAAGAUUUGAAAACUUCAUUGGUGCUCAUUUAUACCGUGGACUAUAAGCAUGAGUGAAUUCUGGUUGUGUUUCAACUGCUGUAUUGCAGAACAGCCUCAGCCUAAAAGGCGCCGGCGGAUUGACCGAAGUAUGAUUGGAGAGCCAACAAAUUUUGUGCACACGGCUCAUGUAGGAUCGGGAGACCUGUUCAGUGGAAUGAAUUCAGUUAGCUCCAUUCAGAACCAGAUGCAGUCCAAGGGGGGCUACGGGGGUGGGAUGUCUGCCAGCGUGCAGAUGCAGCUUGUGGAUACGAAGGCUGGAUAGCCCCGAGUCCUGUCUCCCGUCAUUGUGAAUUUCUGUGUUUUCUCUUUUCACUCUUCUUUAAUUUUUUGUUGUUGUGAUUCCUUUUCAAAUACAAAAAAGAAGUGUGAUGGCAUCUUGUUCACCCUGUUGUGAUUUCUCCAGUGAGACGUUCUUGUUCUGCUCUGAAGCAGCUGUUGUCAGAUGAACCCUGCAUUUCCUUCGGCUGGUAUGCAUGCCUUUGGACUCACGGACUUCGGAUCGUGGCUUCAUUUUUAUCAAUUAUGGAUCGGAUCUUAGCAUGAUCUUUUUUGUGAAUGCUAGCACUGUUUUGCAUUUUUUUCCCGUUUUAAAUGUUUCUAUUUUCAUCUCCAGCCCUCUGCCUUAUGAAUUUGUUGGUAAGGUAGGACCUGCUAUUGUUAAUUUGUCACUGUUUCUGUAUAUUUUGGAAGGUAUGACAUCCACAAGCACAAUGAUCAUUUUUAUUCGUUUGAAACUUGAGCAGAAUAGAUAUCCGCAUGCUAUAUGAAGUUGCUUCGUCUGGGAGCCCAUGGGAAGCCAGAACUGAGUGUGUGUUUGCUGCUGUGGGCUGAGGGUAACUGCUGCUGUUACGGGGGAGAGAGGUUAGCUGUGGCACCAAGUCACGUCAGUUUCACACACAAAGGUAACCUGUAGCUUAUUUUAGAAUUAAAAUCUGGCAUUCAUAAGGUGUUCAUUUGGUUGUAAAUGUUCAAUAUAUUUAUUUUGAGAGUGAUGACCUGUGAGUUGUGAACAGGUGUGGUUGUGUAUCAGAGUGUUGUGGUGAUGCCCUCAUCCAGUCUCACUGUGUACUCAUUCUCUCUUGACUUACUUUAAGAUGAUGGCAUCCGUGUGUUUCCACUAACUGUUAACUCUUGGCCGGUACUACUAACUGCGGAGUCCUUGGCCUUUCCAUAUUCAGAGCUGUUUUGGGGCAGUGGAAGUGAACCCAGAGCAACAUAGUGACUUGGCCAAAUCGUUGCCAGUGAAAACAAUCUGUAUGGUGAUUUGUUAGGAUGUUGGUGAGAAACAAUUGCUCAGGCUCCAAAAUGUUUAUCCUUCAUAAAUUGUGUGUAUUUCAGAUAUUUCUGUAAGUACUUUGCCUUCUCUAGGACUAGGGCCUGGUGUACAUAUUCUCAUUAAAAUGUUUAAAUCCUAUGUCCAGUACAGUCCUAACUACGUUUAGUAGGAUUAAUAUUUUACGCAGCAAAUGGGACUUAGGUGAAAAUGUAGACAGCUAAGAAAUUAGGUAAUUGUUAACUUCGCAUCUUAGUCCCAGGUUCUUAUGAACCAGGUAACUGGAUAAAUAGUCGGCUUAUAUAGGCAAACCAGUGCUUCUGAACAGAACUGACCCAGUGCCGUGGGGCCCUGGCUUCCUCGGUGCUUGUAGUUCUACAGUUUGAGGCUUCAUAGGUGUCAGUCCCAGAGAGAAUCUGUCGCGGAAACAUUCAUGCUUAGUAAUAAAAACAAACAGCCAUCUUGCAGUUUAAUUUACUGUGUGGACACUGCGUUCUGGGAUUUGCUGAGGACCUGUGUUGUUCCUCUCAGCCACAGUCUGCGUCCUGCCACAGACACUGCUUUGUACAAAGUCUUACAAGACAGAUUGGAUUUUCUGGGCCUUGUCCAUAGUGAUCUUUAGUCUUUUCUGACUUUUAAAACUAGUUGAACUUUUAUACUUGUCCUAUAAAUCCUUCAUUGACAAUACAGGGAGUCUGCUCCUUUUUCUUGAACUCAUGAUUUGAUUUUAUUCCUUUUUUCUAAUCAGUAUCUUCUGUGUGGACCAAAUACUACAGUAAGUAAUGGAGCGUACCUCCAUGCUAACCCUGAGGCUACACUCUUGAGUGUGUAACUGACCUAAAGUAGCCACACUGUGUGCAAGAACAUAUGCCAAAUAAGGUGCCAAUAAAUUCAAGAAAUGACAGAAAAUUUUAAUACUAACCUUGGACUCAAAUUUUUCAGGGAGGCUUGAAGAUAGUGAAGGGUGGCAGCUUCCCCCCAUCAUCAGUGGGCUUGUCAGUCUUUGGCCAUGUGUCUUAUUUGAAUCUAAAUAAAUAAGAUUGACUGUUAGUACUUUGCUGAAAGACAUGUUAACAAACAUUUAGCGCAGGAAACUGAAUGAAGGUUUAACCAAUGCCAUGGAUUCUGUUAGUGAUCUGCAUUCUGUAAAAGAGGUGCUUUCCCAUGAUGGAGGCAUGAAGUGGUGCCAGUACGAAAUGUUCGCGAUGGUGAUUGGGGUCAGCAUUUCCAAUGCAGCAUUAUCACCUUUAAAGUGGGCCUUUAAAGAUAUUUUGUGAGUAUAUAUUAGCUUUCACUUUUGUUGUUAAAUUAUAGCAGUUACAUUAUAGAGAGCAAGUUUGCCUUGAUUUUAAAAUGACUUCUGCUCAGCACCCAGAAGAUAAAAUUGACAUAUUUUUAUAAUAUAAGCAUACUUUUUUUGUACAUUGUGUUCAUUCAGUGUUGGCUUGUAGAUAUUAUAAGAAAGUAUUGAUUUUGAUUCAAUAAAUGUUUUCUUUCCAUCCUG
Ailuropoda melanoleuca (giant panda) is the source of this 3293-nucleotide messenger RNA. RefSeq names its product CDC42 small effector 2 (gene CDC42SE2). Lineage: Eukaryota; Metazoa; Chordata; Mammalia; Carnivora; Ursidae. Gene Ontology annotation, molecular function: small GTPase binding. Gene Ontology annotation, cellular component: plasma membrane. Gene Ontology annotation, biological process: regulation of Rho protein signal transduction. The transcript is spliced from 6 exons. The record is from RefSeq and is a predicted model, not a curated record. Bases 524 to 778 code for a protein of 84 amino acids.